AUGUCGGCUCAGCCGUACUCUGGGCUGCGGUCCACCACACCGCCGCUGUACUACCGUAGACCCGAGGGCAUCGCGCCGUCCUACUACACAGUUCCAGCAAGGGAGGUUGAGGGACUGCGCAUCCCCUCCUCCCUCCCUGCUGCCGCUAUGGGCUCUGGAGCACCCACCACCGUAGCCAGUGAGCUCCCACGGACCAGUACGAGUCUGCUUCCCUCAGUGGAUCGCAGCUCUGUUAAUCGCGCUCCUACUGCGAUGACCACGGCGCCGACGCCGUCUUCACGCCUCUCCGGCUACGCCAUGCCCUCGGUGGUGAACCCCUACUCUCAGGGCACCUCGCAGCAGCUGGCGAUGGCACACGUGGCAGAGCCCGUCAACCCCUCCUCGUACCUGCAGCAGGCCAACGCGAUGAGCAGGUGGAGCUUCCAGCCGCCGCCACUGCAGCAGCCGCAAUACCCUACGCUCGACCCCGUGGCUGCUCGCGUAGCCGCCAUCGAUGCCGAGGAGGCGGCCAUGGCUGAAGAGGAGAUGGCGCUGCGAGCCAAGCUGGUGGAGCUGCAGGUGGAACGGAAGCGGCAAGAGGAGGAGCAGCUUUACCUCAGCCGCGGGUGGGCGCAGAUGCUCGAGAACGAGGAGCGCUACUACACGGAGCCUGUGAUCGACUUGAGGCCGGACAUUAUGGCGAGAGAACAGCAGUGUGCCAUGCUACACAACCACCUCCAGCAGGUGGAAGCGCAGGCCCAGCACGCGCAGUCGCAGCUUCAGGGGACUGAGUACAUCCUGCGCGAUGCGGAGAGCUUCGAGCAGGAGCGAAGGAGGGUGCAAGACGCCUUUCAGGACGUGGAGCGGCGCCGGCGCGAGUGUGUUGCUCGGGCGGAGCGUUACUUCGACGUAGAGACGAAGCGGGUCGUGGAGGGCAAUAAGGCGAUGCGCAAGCUGGACAGCCAGCUGCACGAGAUGACGCAACACGGCCUGUUGGCGCAGCUGCAGGACAACAACCGCCACCUCUCCUCCGGUCGUAGAUCUGCGUCUCGCGCGGUCACCUUUGCGCCUGACAAGAGCAUCGUGCUCGACUUGGGGUACGAAGAGUCCGCUUCCUCGGCAGAGCCCGUGACUAUUGACGACGAGAGUUGCGGCGUGACAAGCAGCUACACCAGUGCGCACGGCACAGCUCUUCAAGACGAAGGGAACUCGGCGUACGCGUUUUGUGGACUGCCAGACGAGGACAUUGGUGGCACGAGCGUUGCCUUCUCCCUGAACGACACCAAAGACUCGCUGAUGAAACGGCGCAAGGUGGAGAUCGCUUCCGUGUAG
Molecule: messenger RNA, 1311 nt
Organism: Leishmania braziliensis MHOM/BR/75/M2904
Lineage: Eukaryota; Euglenozoa; Kinetoplastea; Trypanosomatida; Trypanosomatidae
Exons: 1
Coding region: 1-1311 (436 amino acids)
Source: RefSeq, a predicted model, not a curated record